Molecule: messenger RNA, 837 nt
Organism: Symbiodinium pilosum
Lineage: Eukaryota; Dinophyceae; Suessiales; Symbiodiniaceae
Source: the annotation of a GenBank genome assembly
AUGCCAUGGUUCUUCAAAGUGUCUGCGGGGUGGGCACCGUAUUCCAACCAGCAGUCUGAGCAGUUGGAGAUUGGUUUCCAGCGCUUUCAAGCAGGACACAAGGAACAUGUGGUACUGGACCAGUGGCGGAUUGACCUGGAGAAAAUGGUUCAAUACCGUGCUGAUGACCCCUCCCGCUCCCGACCUGUCAAGCGCGAAGGACCACCAGUGACUGGUGCCACCGCUGCAUCGAGCUCUCAGGAGAGGCCUGCCAAGCGACCAAAAAUCCUUCUGCAACUCGUGGAAGCUGGUGACGAGGAACUGUUUUCAGACUUGAGCCCUGCAGAGCUCAAACAAGUCUCGGAGAGGCUAGUGAAGUUGCAGGCAGGCUGUGCCUACCGCAUCAAUGCUGCACAGGCCCAGCAGGAUGGACAGGCAACGGGCGCAAAGGAUGUCACAUGGAUCCGCUGUGACUUCAGCACGAAGCACGGAAAAGCCUUGCACUCGCCGGUGCAUUUCACCUUGGCCAGGCUGGUUGCGCGAGUCGGCAGCAAGCCAGUCCUGUUUCAGAUUCGCGCCUCCGAAAUCGUCAAUGCCGAAGCUUGCUUGAUGCUUCGGGAAGCAGUGUACAAUGCUUACAAGCUGAGUUACUUUGACGGUGCGGAGGGUGAACUUAUUUGGCCCCCACCUCCAUGGCAGUGGUCUGAUGACGGUGAGCAUGACCCUGAAAUGAAGUUGAUGCCACUCUCCCACAUGGAGAGGUUCAGAUCAGCUUGUGAAGUCAAGGAUGAAAGGCCGGCAAAUGAGUGGCUUCAAGCUGUCGUGCAAGCUCUGGUGGCAGUGCUUUGGCAGCAGAUG